AUGGGCGGCCUUUUGACCAGUUGCCAAAGCGAAGAAGUUCGCGAACAACUUAGUAAAAACAAGGCUAUAGAAAAACAAUUAACAAGUGAUAGACGUGCUGCUUCUUCUAUUAUCAAACUUUUAUUGUUGGGGGCAGGAGAAUGUGGAAAAUCGACUGUGCUCAAACAAAUGCAAAUUCUACACAGUAAUGGCUUUACAGAAGAAGAAAUUAAUGAGCGCAAAGCUGUCGUUUAUUCAAAUACAGUGACUUCAAUGGCUGCUAUUUUAAAGGCAAUGGAUAACGUUCUACACAUGCCAAUGGAUGACGCUUCUAAAGAAAGAGAUAGAAAUUUAAUUUUUAGAGCUAUAGAGAAUGGAGAAGAAAAUCUUCCUUUUACUGACCCAAUUGCAAAGGCCUUACAAAAUUUAUGGGGAGACAAAGCUGUUAAAAAGGCUUAUGAAAUGCGCAGUGAAUAUCAGCUCAACGAUUCUGCUAAAUAUUUUCUCGACUCAGUCUCUCGUAUCCACGAACCUGGCUACAGACCCACAGAACAAGACAUACUCUACUCCAGGGUUGCUACUACAGGCGUUGUGGAAGUCAAAUUUAUUAUUAAAGGCAAUAUGGAAUUUAGAGUUUUUGAUGUGGGUGGACAACGUUCAGAACGUAGAAAAUGGAUUCAUUGUUUUGGUAAAUAUUUUUAAAAUAUCCUCUGAGCAAAUAAAAAUAAAUUACCCUCAAUAGGGGUCGAACCAUGGACCCUUCAUGUGUAAAAACCAAACACUUCCCCACUACACCAAAGAUUUUACUUAAAAUAAUUUUAAACAUUUUCUCUAACAAAAUAAAAAUAAAUACCCUCAUUGGGGUUCGAACCAUGGACCCUCUAGACGUUAAAACCAAACACUUUCCCACUAUCCCAAAGAUUAUUUUUUGAAAAUUUUGUCUAAA
This is a messenger RNA of Meloidogyne enterolobii, 925 nucleotides long. The record is from the annotation of a GenBank genome assembly. Lineage: Eukaryota; Metazoa; Nematoda; Chromadorea; Rhabditida; Meloidogynidae.